GUCGUUUGAAAAAUUAUAGUUGUUCGCCAUUAUGUCCAACGAAUAGGAAAAAUCGUCGCAUGGAUUAUCCGUGCUUGUAUAAUCAUGUUUUCCGGCCUGCACCGUUUACGUAAUGUAUUUUUCAGCAGCUUGUCAUUAUACAGAUCGCAUGUUCGUCGAGUGUCCACCUUUAUAAAAGAAACGCCAUGAACUCGGCUUCUGUUAGUAUAUUGAAAUGUGGCUUGUUCAUUAUUUGCUCUACGGAGUUUUGUUUGUUUUGAUACGUGGAGAACAGGAUGUGCAGUUGGAGAUUCCUCAGGGUAUACUGAAAGGAUUGAAGACGGAGAGUAUACUGCAUAAUAAGCCUUACUAUAGCUUCAAAGGCAUUCCUUACGCGAAACCCAAUGUUGGUCCUCACAAGUUCCGAACCCCAGAACCCGCCGAUUCUUGGGACGGCGUGUACGACGCAACCCAGCACCGUUCCGUAUGUCCCUUUUACUGCAUGAUCAAAAAGGGUCUCAUCGGUGAUGAGGAUUGUCUGUACUUGAACGUCUACACACCGGUUUUGGAUAAGGAAGCCGGCAAAGCUGUGAUGGUAUUCCUUCAUCCUGGUGGAUGGAAUGCUGGCAUGGCUGAUGACAUGUUAUUUGGUCCAGAUUUCUUGGUCGAGCACGACGUAGUUGUGGUCACCCUCAAUUACAGAUUGGGCGCUCUUGGAUACCUGAACACGCAAGACAAAAAUGCUCCUGGAAACGCAGGAAUGAAGGAUCAAGUAUUAGCCUUGAAAUGGGUGAAGGACAAUAUACACUUCUUCGGUGGUUGCCCUAACAGAGUCACCCUGGUUGGUCACUGUUCUGGAGGAGCUUCCGUUAUGUAUCAUAUGUUAUCACCUAUGUCCGAAGGAUUGUUCACCGCAGCUAUUGUACAAAGUGGAAACAUACUUAACCCAUGGGCAAUAACGUACAACUCUAGGGAACUGGCUUUCAAGUUGGGAGAGUCUCUUGGAAUACACACGACAGAUAGUGCGGAGUUGGUGCAGAAGUUGACGGAAUUUCAUGUGAAAGAUAUCGUUGAUGCCACGAUAGAAUUGGAUAAAACUCUGAAUCCUCUGAAUGGCCGCCUGAUAUCUUUCGUCCCAUCGGUCGAAGCAGACAUGGGACAGGAUAUAUUUCUUCCAAAUGAUCCCUGGACAAUGAUAAAAUCUGGAAGACUGGCGAAUGUGCCUUUCCUGACUGGGCUCACCAAAGAUGAAGGCAUAUUCUUCGCUCAGGGCAUGCUAGAUUCUAUCGAAUUACUAAACACUGAACCAGACAUAUUCCUUCCUGACGAUUUGAACUUCACCGAUACGACUUGGAAGAAGAAAAAUGGCGAGUGUUUGAGAAAUCACUAUUUCGGUGAAAAGCAAAUAUCGAAGGACGAUCUUAAAGAAUACGCCACGAUGAUAGGAGACAUUUACGUCAAGGCAGGAGAGGUGUUAUCGCUUGAAAUUAUAAAGAAUCGAAAUUCAGCUCCAGUUUUCGAAUAUUUGUAUACUUAUGAGGCUCCAACCGGUUUUAUGAAGAACCUCCACGGUGUUACCGAUGGUGCUGCACACGGUGAUGAAUUGUAUUACAUAUUUUACUCUCACGCAUUCAAGAAUUUGCCAGAACCCGGCUCUCCUGCGGAGAAGAUGACGAAUAUGAUCACUAAAAUGUGGACGAACUUUGCCAAAGAUGGAUAUCCCUCAUCGAAGAUGGACAACGACGUCACAGUGAAGUGGGAACCAGUGGGAAGUGACGGUCAUUACUUAGUUAUUGAUCAAGAAUUAAAGUUGGAGAAAGAUUUGGAAAAAGACGUAUUUGAUUUCUGGAAGGGAAAGUACAAGGAUGUCAUGCCAUAAUCUUAUACAAUACAAAUAAUAUCCUACCAACAUAUUGAAUAUAACUAGAAAAUAAAUGUCAUUAUAAUCAUAUUGUGUUAUAAAAGUGUACACUUCUCA
Megachile rotundata (alfalfa leafcutting bee) is the source of this 1957-nucleotide messenger RNA. RefSeq names its product esterase FE4. The record is from RefSeq and is a predicted model, not a curated record. Lineage: Eukaryota; Metazoa; Arthropoda; Insecta; Hymenoptera; Megachilidae.